This is a messenger RNA of Rhinichthys klamathensis goyatoka, 1300 nucleotides long. RefSeq names its product globoside alpha-1,3-N-acetylgalactosaminyltransferase 1-like. The record is from RefSeq and is a predicted model, not a curated record. The transcript has 4 exons. Gene Ontology annotation, cellular component: membrane; Golgi apparatus; vesicle. Gene Ontology annotation, molecular function: hexosyltransferase activity. Gene Ontology annotation, biological process: carbohydrate metabolic process. NCBI's taxonomy places the organism in Eukaryota, Metazoa, Chordata, Actinopteri, Cypriniformes, Leuciscidae. The coding region runs from base 1 to 1269 and encodes 422 amino acids.
AUGGCCUGUCCCGUUGAGGAGAGAUCUCCUCUCACAGGCCGGGGGCACGAUUUGGCACCCACACCCCGAGCUUUGGGCUCUACAUGUGUGGGCCAUCAACGGCUACCCGUCAAUAUCCCGGACGGGUUGUUAAACACGAUUAUGCAAGCUAGAGCGCCCUCUACUAGACGGCUUUAUGCUUCCAAGUGGUCAGUGUUCUCAGGUUGGUGCUCAGCUCGCAACCUGGAUCCACAAGAUUGUGGGGUAUCGGAGGUUCUCUCCUUCCUACAGGAGCUUUUGGAUAAGGGUAGAUCCCCAUCUACGCUCAAGGUGUAUGUGGCGGCUAUUGCUGCAUUUGUCAAACAUUCACACGGAGAUAAUUACAAGAUAUCACAACUGUUCACAACUGAUUUUGUUUUAUUUUUGUGCAGGCUUUCAUACAAUCAGCCCAGUGUAGUGGGUCCAGAUGGCAAAGUUGUUCCCUUGACCCCAUGGUUGGCCCCAGUUGUAUGGGAAGGAACUUUUGAUCCCACUUUGAUUGAUUCAAUCUACAUACAACAAAACAUCACCAUAGCAACUACAGUCUUCGCUCUUGGAAAGUAUACACAGUUUCUUAAAGAUUUCCUUGAGUCUGCAGAGCAGAAUUACUUUGUUGGACUUCGUGUGCAUUAUUAUGUGUUCACUGAUCAACCAGAACAGGUUCCUGCAGUAAAACUGAGUGAAGAACAUCAUCUGACGGUGUUGACAGUACCUAGUUCUAACAGAUGGCAGGAGAUCACUUUGAGCAGGAUGGCAAGACUGGAAGAACUGAUUGAGAGUCGAUUGGUCAAUGAAGCCGACUAUGUUUUCAGCCUUGAUGUGGAUACAAAGUUCUAUGGUCGCUGGGGGGUGGAGACUUUGGGUCGUCUGGUAGGUGUGAUACAUCCUGGUUAUUAUCAAACACCUCGUGAACAAUACCCAUAUGAGCGCAGACCAGAGUCUCAAGCUUUUAUUCCUUCUUCUGAGGGUGAUUAUUAUUAUGGUGGGGCUGUGAUCGGUGGCUUAGUGAAAGACGUACAUGAGGUUGCUAAAACCUGCCGGGAGCAGCUGGACAUUGAUGCAUCUAAAUCCAUUGAGGCAGCAUGGCAGGAGGAGUCUCAUUUGAACAAGUACUUCCUUUAUAACAAACCCAGCAAGGUGCUCUCACCCGAAUAUCUGUGGCAGGACUUUAAACCUCACACAAACGAGGUCAAAAUCAUUCGCUUUUCUCAAGUUAUUAAAAACUACGCUGCUGUUCGACCAAACCCAUAGCAGCUGUUAACUUAAACGUGCAAAAACAAAA